AUGGUUGAUGAAGUUGGUGAACGUAUUAUCACUGUUAAUCUAGGCAAGCGGAUUAUCGACCCCAAGUGCGGGAGAUUUUUUUCAGGCAGUGUGCCUGUCGGCAUAGAAGCUACAGAACAUUUACAGUUCAGUGUUGAUGAUUCCAUUUAUUAUAGCAUGCCGAUAACAAACUCAGCUGUAAUAACUGCUCUAACAGACAAAUUCUUUUCACCGAUAUCCUGUUAUCAUCAUCAUGAAACUAAUGUUCAUCCCUGCAGGCCUAAAAUUAAACAUUUCAAAGCUGUUAAUUCAUCUAUUCCUUAUAGUUCAAACACAGUACAAUUGUUACAGCCAACUUGUUGUCAUAUCCUUCUUUCAGGGGAUCGUUUUAAAUCUGUUAGUGUAGAUCACUUGGGAUGUUUAGACCAAGGAAUUUUAGAUGGUUCACACCAAACGGCUAAUCUGAGCCAACCAUUUAUAUCUUGUGAGCACCUGAAUUCUAUACUUCCAGACAAAGACAUUCCGACUGGAUCACGUUCAGCUGGCGACGGCCAAACAGACGAUGAAGAAUUAGAUGGUGCAAAUUGUUCAGUUUAUCCAGAAACUAUUCAAUCUAAAAACUAUCCAGUCAGUACAAAUUUAUCAAGUGAAGUGAAAUGUCAUUUAGGUUCACUAUCUCACUUGUCUUCACCGUCAAUUUCUCUUACAAAUAAUCAAGUUGAUACACAACAUCUACUUCUUCCAGGUCGUUCUGAAUUUGAGCAACGCUUAGUUCGAGAAGUAGCAUACUUUGAGUUAUGUGAAUUUUUAAUUGAACAAAUUGAAGAAAUUUAUGAUUUGGAGACUUUUAAAUUGUUGGAUCUACCAAAGAAAGAGAAGCAUACAAAUUUGCCAUCAGAAAUGCAAAAUGAUCGUCAGGUUCAGAAGUCAAAUGUCUUGUCUUCAAUCCCAUUCCCACCGCACAUGACGUCGGGUCAAGCAGUUGUCCACAGUCCUCACAAUCCAUUCAUAAGUGUAUCAGUUCAAAAUCGUAUUGAUCAGACGGAAAAUGUGGAACACUAUGCGGUGGACAGUGCAACUGGAUUGGCAGUUUCACUAAUCAAUACAUGUAUAAAAGAAACUGUUCAACAUGUUAAACAUGAAACGAUUUUCUGCAGACUUUGUGAAUUACGAGAACUGAUGCUCCACACUUCUGAUAUAGAUUGGGUCCAUUUGAAUCAAUCGUCCACUAGUUUCACAGAAGCAAAAGGUUUUACUCAAAACAAUAAACUUCAGCAUUUGUUAAGAUCUUCGAGUUUUUCUAAAAGCAGUGAACACUCUGUCAAAUCCCCAGAAAAUUCAGGGCAGUCAACUCGUCAGAGGUGGACGACUUUUCACUUCAAAUCCAUGCCUCAACCGACCAGUUCAAAACUUACUGUGAAUUCACUUUCACAAUCAGGUGGUUAUUUAUCAACCUUUUUGAAUUCAUUCAAUUCAGUGCGCAAUAAUGGGAAAAUUUCUGAGACGACUACUGUCUCAGUCAACACAAAUCCGGUUAAGUUAAAUAAUAAUAAUAAUGACAAUAAUAACACUAAUUCAACUGUUGAUUCAAUUUUAAAAGAUGGAAAUAACUCUCAAUCAUUAAUUUCUUUGAUUAGAGAUUUUAAACUUUCAGAUAGACAAGACAAUCCUCUCUUACCCUUGAGCAGUCAUCGUUCCUCUGUCGACUUUGUAUGUACCCCUCUACCGUAUGGUCUGUUAAUUAACCCACCUGUUAAUAAAUCUAAACGUAAAGCGAUUUUGACCAAUCAGAAUAACCGGUGUGCUGGUUGUGGUGCUUUCAUUGAAACACGAUAUCUCAAAAGAAUGCGAUUUUGCGAGUUCUUCGGCCGAUAUUUUUGUUGUGUUUGUCAUUCGAAUACACUGAUGACACUUCCUGGAAACUUAUUAACUUCUUGGGAUUUUCGUAUGUUACCAGUUAGCAAUUUCGCACGUGAUCGACUUCAUCAAUUACACAACCAACCUUUAUUGAGGACAAUUGAUUUUAAUAAACAAGUUUUAAAUCGCCAAUCUAGUCUGAUCGAUUGUUUGACACUACGUAGGCAAGGGAAUUUAAUGUUACCUUUUAUUCGACGAUGUCAAGCAGCUCAACAGCUGAUGGAGUUUGAACUUAUACCAAGUCAUUGGCUUGAAACACCAGAUUUAUGGAGUAUGGCUGAUCUACACGCCUUACAUGAUGGGAAAAUGUCAACGACUAUACGUACAGUAUUAUUACCAAUUGUAGAACACAUACCAAUAUGUGAAAGAUGUUUAGCUCAAGGCUUUAUCUGUGAAGUCUGCAAAUCUGGUCAAAUUCUUUUCCCAUUCGGUCAAGUGAACACAGUCACUUGUCCAACUUGUUCAGCUUGUUUCCAUCGUGUGUGUUUACCUACACCUAAACCAGAAAUAUGCCCUAGAUGUAUCAGACGUGCAGCUAAACGAGAACAACUAACAUGA
Trichobilharzia regenti is the source of this 2454-nucleotide messenger RNA. Lineage: Eukaryota; Metazoa; Platyhelminthes; Trematoda; Strigeidida; Schistosomatidae. The record is from the annotation of a GenBank genome assembly.